Molecule: messenger RNA, 2862 nt
Organism: Penicillium antarcticum
Lineage: Eukaryota; Fungi; Ascomycota; Eurotiomycetes; Eurotiales; Aspergillaceae
Exons: 3
Coding region: 1-2862 (953 amino acids)
Biological process (GO): protein folding in endoplasmic reticulum
Cellular component (GO): EMC complex
Molecular function (GO): protein binding
Source: RefSeq, a predicted model, not a curated record
AUGCGGCUUCAGGCGGCGCUCUUCUUCGCCGUGUGCCUAUCGCCCGCGGCAGCCAUUUACAACGAUGAGGUUAAUCACAUCGACUUCCAUCACGCUCUGCUCGGUUCCCCCUCCCCCGACUCGACCUUCUUCCUUAAGCCAUCUUCGACCUCCAAUGCCUCCCUUCUAUAUACAAUCUCCGACAAGCUACUAGUGGGUGCAAUCAACCCACGUGACGGAGCUCUGUUAUGGCGCCAGAACCUCUCGCGGUCGGCGGAUUCGCCGGCGCGCGGGGGUCUUCUGCGCGGACUGGACGGCAACGACGCGGUUGUUGGCGCAGCGGGUAACUACAUCUCGUCAUGGAGUGCUCAGGAUGGAAAGCUGGCUUGGGAAAACCGGUACUCUGAAGGUGUGGUUGCGGAUCUGGAGCUGUUGGAGCUUGAGGAUGCUACCGCGACCCCCGGAAUUCGUGAUACCAUUGCCGUGGUUGGCAGCGAAGGCUCCGGUAUCGUGAGACGUUUGGAUGGUAAUUCUGGUAACAUCAAGUGGGAAUACAGGGAUGACAGUGGUGACGUUCCGUUCCAAGUGUCAUCCUCCCCGACAGAGGUCUUCUACAUUUCACUUCAAUCAGCUAUGCUGAAGGGCUACAGAAUCAAGGUCACUGUGUUGGACCCAGUGACUGGAAAGCAGGUUCGCCAGCAAACCCUUAACUCCGAAAGCGACGUGGCUACCCCCGAGUCCGUUCUUUUCGUCGGCGCCAACACUGCCUCACCCAUCAUCGUCUGGACGGACAAGUCGCAAAAGUCUCUGAAAGUCAAUGUAAUUGGCACCAAGGAAAUCAACUCGGUCGCCAUUGACAACACUUCCGGCUUGGAUAUUCGCAAGAUCACAGUCCAUGCUGCACACAAGACAAACGCUCUUCCCCAUUUCUUGGUUCACUAUGCAACUGAGGCUGGAGCCUGGGCUGAGGUGUACCAUGUAGACAUGAAGUCGUCUAAGGUGACUAAGGCUUACCAACUGCCUUAUCUGCCUGGGCAUUCGGUGGUUGCGACAAGUGUUAUUGACGCUAAUGUCUUCUUCACUCGUGUCACGGACUCCGAGGCUGUUGUUGUCUCUUCCGCCUCUCAUGGCAUUCUGGGUCGCUGGAAUCUGCCAGAAUCUUCUGACGUUGCUUUGCACGCUGUCUCCGACCUGGUCACCAGGGGAGGUUCUGUGUCUGUCCGGUCAGCCGUUUUCCGCGAGCAUGGUGAUUGGCAGCUUAUCCGAAAUGGCCAGAUCGAAUGGAUCCGCAAUGAAGGUCUUAUUGAUGCUGUUGCCGCCACCUGGGCGGAAGUCGAUGCCCAGGAGGGUCUGGCUCAUGAGCUGGAGGUUGAAGGCCAUGAGACAAUCUACGGAGCGUACAUUCACCGUGUGAAGCGUCACGUCCGUGACCUGCAAUACCUGCAACAGUGGCUGAAGCACAUCCCUGAGCGUAUCCUGAGCAGUAUUUUCAGCGAUGAGGUGACCAACCUUGACAGCUUUGGCCUUGCUACUCCUGUUCUUGUUGCCACAAAGAACGGCCGUGUGUAUGCUUUGGAUACCGGUAAACAUGGCGCCGUUUUGUGGAGUGUGCAGGCCGUAGAAACCUCCGAGUGGGAUGUUAAGGCUAUUUUGACUUCGCCAGGCACCGCCACUAUCUACCCUAACGAUGGAAGCUCUGUGACUCUGAAAGUCUCGACAGGUGAUAUCAUCUCACGCACUGCCUCAUCGGACAGCAAGAUUCACUCAAUUGCUGUCUUCGGCGCCCAGGAAGCAUCAUCAUUGACCACCGUUGGCGUCCGUGAGGAUGGUUCCCCAGUGACUGCAUUUGACGAGGUGAACGGGUUCUUGGUAACUACCAGUGUCGACGGCCGAGUCCUCGGCUGGAUCGCAAAGGACAACAAGUCGCCUGUCUGGGAGUUUCUUCCUCCAUCCGGGCAAAAGGUUGUUCAUGCCACUGCUCGCCCUGUCCAUGACCCUGUGGCAUCCAUCGGCAAGGUCCUUGGAGACCGCUCGGUUCUGUACAAAUACCUCAACACGAACUUGGCCCUAGUCACCGCAGUGAAUGAGAAGACCAAUAUCGCCAGCUUCUAUCUGUUGGACGGUGUUUCAGGCAAGGUCCUGCAUGCCACUACUCAAUCCGGCGUGGAUACCACACAGCCCAUCGCAUCCGCAAUGUCUGAGAACUGGUUCGCCUUCUCUUUCUGGGGUGAUAUCGAUUCCAACGAGUCCUCUGCCAAGGGAUACCAGCUCGUCAUCUCCGAGCUCUACGAGUCCCCCUUCCCCAACGACCGUGGUCCUCUCGACUCCGCUAGCAACUACUCCAGUCUCCACAGCAGCGUCGAAAGCCCCCCGCUGCCCCAUGUUAUCUCCCAGGCCUUCAUGAUCCCCGAGCCAAUCUCCCACAUGACGGUUACUCAAACCCGCCAGGGCAUCACCACGCGCCAGCUCCUCUGCACUCUCCCCUCUUCCAACUCCAUCGUUGGAAUCCCCCGUCCCGUCCUUGACCCCCGCCGCCCUGUAGACCGGGACGCUACUGCUGCUGAGACCGAAGAAGGUCUCUUCCGCUACGCUCCCUACUUUGAUUUCGAUGGCAAAUGGUACCUCUCGCACGCCCGCGAUGUCGCCGGUAUCAAGCAAGUGCUUUCUCGUCCUACCCUGUUGGAGAGUACGAGUCUUAUCUUCGCCUUUGGUAGUGAUAUCUAUGGCACCCGCGCCACCCCCAGCCAGGCAUUUGAUGUCCUCGGCAAGAGCUUCUCUAAGUUGCAGCUUGUUCUUACUGUGGUGGCACUCGGUGUUGGUGUCGCCAUUUUGGCUCCGAUGACUCGGAGAAAGCAGGUCAAUGCUUUGUGGAAGGCUACAUAG